UGCGGACCCGUAGUUGUCAACCCAGCAGCGCGUCCGUCGCAUUUACCGACCCACCACGCCACCCCCCUUCGGCCCUUCCCCACGCGCCGCUCGCCCGCCCUCUCCAAAUCCCAAAUCCAACCCACCGGCCACCGCACCACCGCCGCCUAUCGUCCCCACCCGCAGCCCCCCGCCCCCGAUCGCGGCGGCACCCAUAAUGGCCGCCUCGUCGUCACCGCGCGCCGCGGGGCUCCGCGGGCCCUCCCUGACCGUCCUCCUCUUUCUCGUCGCCGCGAUGGUGUCGGUUCCCCCCGCGGCGGCCGAGAUCCGGGAGACCGCGAUCCGGGCCGACCCGCGGAGCAUCAUCCCGCUGGACGAGUUCGGCUUCUCCCACUCGGGCGUGCUGGAGCUCAACGUCUCCGGCAUCGCUUUCGAUCCGCAGGCCUCCGCGGAGCUGGACCUCUCCCAGCUCGGCUUCUUCCUCUCCACGCUCGACGCCUGGGUUCACGUCCUCCGCCAGCUUCAGGACCUAGACGUCACCUGCGCGCUCCAGUCGGAGCUCGUCAAGCUCGCCUUCUCCUUUGACCGCCUCCGCCCGCCCUCCAACCCUGCCGGCGUCGAGGUAGCCCGCUCUUCCUCCUUCUCUACCGCCUUCCGCGUGUCGGAGCCAGGGCAGUACACGCUCGUUUUCGCCAACUGCCUCGGCGGCGGCCUCAAGGUCGACAUGGACGUCCGCUCCGCCAUGUACAACGUCGACCCGGCCACCGGGGAGCGCCAGUACCUCUCCGCGGGAGCCUCGGCGCUGCCCUCCUUCUACUUCCUCUUCUGCCUCGCUUACGCUGGCCUCGCCGCCGCCUGGGUUUCCAUCCUCCUCCGCAAGCGGGCCGCCGUCUUCCGGAUCCACUACUUCAUGCUCGCCGUGCUCGUGCUCAAGGCUCUCAACCUCCUCGCCGAGGCCGAGGACAAGUCAUGCAUCGAGCGCACCGGCACGGCCCACGGAUGGGACGUGCUCUUCUACAUCUUCAGCUUCCUCAAGGGGAUCUCGCUCUUCACGCUCAUAGUGCUCAUCGGCACCGGCUGGUCUUUCCUCAAGCCCUACCUGGCCGACCGAGAGAAGAAGGUGCUUAUGGCGGUCAUCCCCCUGCAGGUCGUAGCCAACAUCGCGCAGGUUGUGAUUGACGAAUCUGGACCCUAUGCUCGGGACUGGGUCACCUGGAAGCAGAUUUUCUUGCUGGUUGAUGUGAUCUGCUGCUGUGCUGUGCUCUUCCCGAUUGUGUGGUCCAUCAAGAACCUCCGGGAGGCUGCUCGCUCGGAUGGGAAGGCCGCUGUGAACCUCAUGAAGCUCACCCUCUUCCGCCAGUACUAUGUGGUCGUCAUCUGCUACAUUUACUUCACGCGUGUUGUGGUGUAUGCGCUACAGACCAUCACCUCAUACCGGUACCUGUGGACUAGCGUCGUGGCCGGGGAGCUCGCGACGCUCGCGUUCUAUGUCUUUACUGGGUACAAGUUCCGGCCUGAGGUGCAUAACCCAUACUUUGCCAUUGAUGAUGAGGAAGAGGAGGCUGCAGCUGAGGCGCUAAAGUUGGAUGAUGAAUUCGAGCUAUGAUUGAGGGGUUAGGAAUUGGCAUAUCCUCCGUGCCAGUGGUGAUAUUGGUGUUGUAUGUCCCAGCAGAGGACAAGUGGCAUAGACUGGUACCUAGUCCAUAUCCUUUUGUUUCUCCUUUUGAGUUGGUUACAUUUUAUCUUAAUGUAAUUGGGUAGUGACAACAACCCUGUGUCUGUUAAGCAAUGCAGUUUGGCUUUGCCUUAAAUUUUAUACACAACCAUUGAGAUG
Molecule: messenger RNA, 1813 nt
Organism: Zea mays
Lineage: Eukaryota; Viridiplantae; Streptophyta; Magnoliopsida; Poales; Poaceae
Product: Lung seven transmembrane receptor family protein
Exons: 1
Coding region: 197-1585 (462 amino acids)
Biological process (GO): transport
Cellular component (GO): Golgi apparatus; membrane
Source: RefSeq, marked validated